This is a messenger RNA of Orbilia oligospora ATCC 24927, 3147 nucleotides long. RefSeq lists its product as uncharacterized. Gene Ontology annotation, molecular function: molybdenum ion binding; oxidoreductase activity. The record is from RefSeq and is a predicted model, not a curated record. The transcript is spliced from 3 exons. NCBI's taxonomy places the organism in Eukaryota, Fungi, Ascomycota, Orbiliomycetes, Orbiliales, Orbiliaceae. The coding region runs from base 1 to 3147 and encodes 1048 amino acids.
AUGCAAAAGACGAGCAAAAUACAGUUGAACCCCCAUCCUGGCUCAACGGCGGAAGAAAUAGCCAAUGAGCCUGACUGGGCGGGUCGUCAUCACCAUCGCAUCGGGUUCAGGAAUAGCGAUGAUAGGACGCCCGGUCUCACCCAUCAUAUCGAUGGCGAGGAGCCUGAAUAUAAAGAAGAAAUCGAACAUGCUAGAGAAGACUUGGAAAUUCUGAGCCAAGAACGGGGGGAAGGGAAGCCUAUAAAUUUUCGAGAGUUAAUUGAUAGACAGGAAGAUUUCCAUCUGCGCCAUCCGGAUAACAGGUCGCUGGGUUGGCGUUAUGUGCUUGAUACGACGGAGGACUGGGUUAAGAAUCAAGAAAAAUGGCCAGCCAACUUGAGGGUUAAGGGAAAUGAAACUAGUGCAGAUGAGGGAGCAGAGAAAGAGGAACAAAAGGAACAAUCCAAGCACCAAAAAGACCAAAGCAACGAGCGGCAGACCCGGAAAAGCUCUGAAGAUCGUGCGCCCAAGAAAAUUUACAGCCCUGAGAAGCAAGUACUCCUAGAGGUUCUCAAGCGUGAGAAAGACUACAUUUCAUCACUUAAGGUCAGUGACGGAAACAAGUCUGCUCCGCAAAUCGAGGAUCGGGCAGCUCGUGUUAUUGAUGAACAGGAUCAGUUUACCCCUGAUAAUUGGCUUCCACGUUCAUCAGACCUCAUUCGCCUGACAGGAAAACAUCCAUUGAAUGCGGAAGCACAUCUCUCUCACCUCUUUGCGGCUGGCCUUAUCACGCCAAACGAACUCCAUUACGUGCGCAACCAUGGCUCUGUUCCGAGGAUUCUCUGGGAAUUUCACAAACUUGAUGUUGAAUACGAAGGGAACACAAUUUCUUUGUCAAUGGAUGAUCUCAAACACAACUAUGAGCCCAUAAAUAUUCCUGUCCUCUUGGCCUGUGAUGGGAAUCGUCGCAAAGAAUUUAACAUGAUCCGCAAGACUAAAGGAUUCAACUGGGGUGCCGGUGCCGUUAGUUGUGCGUACUGGAAGGGCCCGCUCCUACGAGACAUACUGAUCUCCGCUGGAGUCCCCAGGACGCUACCCCCCAACACCGACGGGGUCCGAUAUUGGGUCAACUUUGCUGGCGAUGAUGAGCUACAGGAGGGGAGGUAUGAGACAUGCAUCCCAUUUGAAUAUGCUAUGGACCCUACAAACGACGUGAUCCUAGCCUAUAAGAUGAAUGAUGUCUUCCUCCCACCAGAUCAUGGAUAUCCUGUCCGCUUGGUAAUACCGGGAUAUGUCGGCGGCCGCUGUGUGAAGUGGCUUAAAAAAAUAUGGAUUACGGACAAGGAAAACAGUUCAUAUCAUCAUAUUUGGGAUAACCGUGUACUACCAAGCUUUGUCACAGACAUAGACGACGAAUUUGCAAAAACGAUGUUCAGCCAUCCUGAUACAUCUUGCAAUGAACAGACCCUUAAUUCAGUCAUUGUCCGGCCAGCACAGGGUGAAAAAAUCAACUUCUCCGAGUGUCAGAAGGGCCAUAGCUACCGUAUCGAAGGAUACGCAUAUGACGGAGGCGGACACGAGGUGCAGCGCGUGGAGGUUUCACUUGAUGCUGGAGCCACGUGGUUGUAUUGUACACGCAAUUUCCCCGAAUAUCCCAUUCGCCACGGAAAAAAAUUCUGGACCUGGCUUCAUUGGCACGUUGAUGUUGAAAUGACACGUCUACUGGGUGCGCAGGGCAUCACUGUUCGUUGCUUCAAUGUGUUCAAAAACACACAGCCAGAAAACCCUAUUUGGAAUAUAAUGGGUAUGAUGAACAAUUGCUGGUAUAUUGUCAAGACCGAAUUAAUCGAGGGUGAUGAAGAAACAAAUCUUCCAUCAGUGAUAUUCAGACACCCAACUGAACCAGGGACUGGUGAAGGGGGUUGGCUGAAGCCGAGUGAAGAGAUCAAGAUUGCCCAGGCGAAACAAGAGGCCGGGACUCCGGAGAAGCAGUUUACUCGCGAGGAGAUUGAAAAGCAUGAUAAGGACAACGAUUGUUGGAUUGUCAUUGAUGGGAAAGUUUAUGACGCCACAAGCGUGAUCGAUUGGCACCCUGGAGGCAAAGCUGCUAUUCUCUCGCACGCCGGCAAAGUCCACCAACAGACGACAGAUGAGUUCGAGAGUAUUCAUGACGACUAUGCGUACGGGAAACUGAAAGAAUGCAUACUAGGAUCUAUCACCGAGAAGGCAAAGAACUUCAUUAAGAAAUCAGCAGAAGCCACAGCGCAGGAAGAUGUUGCCGACGGAAGCGAGCAUACUAAACUAGCGCUCCAAAAGCACAGAUGGGUCCCAGUUAAGUUGGUAGACAGACAAGAAGUCUCAAAAGAUACACGUAAAUACACAUUCCAGGUACCCGACGGCAAGGGCACUCUGGGGCUUGGUACCUGUCAGCACAUAUUGAUCGGGUUUCACCUACGAGACCGGAUGCUGGUUCGGAGUUACACUCCGAUUCGCCCACUGCUUCCUGCAAUUCAAACAGACCAAGACAGCACUUACGAGUCAUCUGAAGAGCAAGAGAAGUCAGAUGAUAGGCGCUCUCCUGUUAGAGACGGCCAUGGAACCUUUGACCUAAUGGUUAAGACAUAUUUUCCAGAUCCAAACCAACCCGGUGGCGCAAUGUCAAAUAUCUUGGAUUGUAUUCCCGUCGGCGAAGAGGUCGAGAUGCGUGGACCAACAGGUGAUAUUAUAUAUGAAGGGUCUGGGAAGUUUAUAAUCGAAGGUAAAGAGCGACAGUUCACUCAGGUAUCACUCGUCCUAGGCGGUACAGGCGUUACACCCGGGUUUGCUCUUAUUGCUCGUAUCUUACUCACCGACGGCGACUCUACGCAGCUACGAGUACUCUAUGCCAAUAAGACAGAAGAUGAUAUACUCCUUCGAGAUGAACUAGAUCGUUUCGCCAAAAGUUCAGAAAGACAAAUUAAAAUUACACAUGUGCUGAGUAAUCCUAAUGAACGGUGGAAGGGUUAUCGCGGCCAUGUCAACUCCGAUAUGAUUCGGGAGAACUUGUUUGGGCCGGCGGACACUAGUGUUGUAUUUUUGUGCGGGCCUCCUCCCAUGAUACAAAAGGCGGCGCUGCCUGCUUUAAGAGAUUGGGGUUAUGUUGAAGAUCAGAACAUGUUCGGGUUCUGA